Nezara viridula (southern green stink bug) is the source of this 678-nucleotide messenger RNA. The record is from the annotation of a GenBank genome assembly. Lineage: Eukaryota; Metazoa; Arthropoda; Insecta; Hemiptera; Pentatomidae.
AUGGCGACAGACGCUCAAAGAUUAAUAAGUAUUUCGUUGACGAAGAUAGCACAAUCGAGGGCACAACGAGGAGGUGUCAGUUUACACAAAAAUCUUCUAGUGGCCACCGUCCUUCAAAAAGCCAGGUACAUAUUUAUGGAAGAAGCAUACCACAUGGUCCAUAAUCCGCCUGUAGAAUAUCCCCAGCCUCAGCAGCCUUAUUAUGAAGAAAUUCCACAAGAACAACCUGAAGAGUUGAACUUCUUCGCUCCAAGUUCGCCUGUGUGUGUUAGGUGUCCCCCCGAGUGCGAUAAGGAGAACCAAGCUCCCGUCGAAGCACCUACCUACCUUGAUUUGGACAAUGAUAAACAGACAGUGCUCCGGUUAAGUAAAGGUACCAAGAGGCGGAGGGUUGCGGAAUGGGAGACCGAAGAAGCUGUCAUGUCUAUUCUACCCAAGAAGGCGAGGACGGAAGAAGAAGACAACGUAUUCCUGGACGACGGCCUGUUAGACGAAGGAGGAAACACGACGAUGGAAAUUGACAGAAUAACCAGCCUUGUGUCCAUUUUCAGUUUCGGCGGACUCUCCGGAGACGGCAUCAAACUCACCAGGUCUAGUUCGACACCCGAUCUGUGUUCUGCUCAAGCUAAAGAAGUCGAUUCUUUACAACAGAGGCCAUUUCUGGCAAUGACUGUUUAA